Cuscuta epithymum is the source of this 6633-nucleotide messenger RNA. The record is from the annotation of a GenBank genome assembly. NCBI's taxonomy places the organism in Eukaryota, Viridiplantae, Streptophyta, Magnoliopsida, Solanales, Convolvulaceae.
CUUCAACGAAAUUCGAGAUGAAGGAAUGACAGUUAGUGAGUCGUUCCAAGUGGCGUCAAUUAUUCAUUUAUUGCUGCCGGCUUGGAAGGAUUUCAAGAACUACCUUAAGCAUAAGCGAAAGGAAAUGAACUUGGAGCAAUUGAUCCUCCGUCUGCGGAUUGAAGAGGAUAAUCGGAAGAACGAUGGGAAACUCCCAAUUGUUCACGGCGCCAAGGCCAACGUGGUGGAGCAUGCAAAAGGCUCCAAAAAUAAAAAUAAUGGGAAGAGCAAGCUCGGUCCCAAGGGAGGCGUUUCCAAGACAAAGUUCAACGGAAAAUGCUUCAAUUGCAACAAGAACGGACACAAGUCCUCGAAUUGCAAGGCACCAAGGAAGAAGAAAGACUCCCAAGUCAACUUUUAACAUGGAACACAUUCCUAAAUUCACAAUUGAUGUGAAGCACAAAUGUGAUAUUUGUGUUGAGGCAAAACUAACGAAAACGUCUUUCAAAUCGGUUGAAAGAAAAACGGAACCACUAGAAUUAAUUCAUAGUGACGUUUGUGAUUUUAAAUCAAUACAAACACGUGGCGGUAAUAAAUAUUUUAUUACUUUUAUCGAUGAUAGCACUCGCUAUAGCUAUGUUUAUUUGUUGAAAAAUAAACACGAAGCAAUCGAUAAAUUCAUUCUUUAUAAGAAUGAACUGAAAAACCAACUUAAUCGACGGAUUAAAACGGUUAGGAGUGAUCGAGGUGGUGAGUAUGAAGCACCAAUUGGUGACUUUUGCGCUAGUGUGGGUAUAGUACACAAACAUACCGCACCCUAUUCACCUCAAUCAAACGGUGUUGCCGAACGAAAGAAUCGCACAUUGAAAGAUAUGAUGAAUGCGAUGCUUGUAAGUUCGGGCCUGCCACAAAAUAUGUGGGGCGAAGCAAUCUUGACAAGCAAUUACCUUUUAAAUAAGGUUCCCUGGAGAAAAAUAUGAUAAAACUCCGUAUGAGUUGUGGAAAGGCAGACGGCCUUCCUAUCAAUAUUUAAAAGUGUGGGGGUGUCUUGCUAAGGUGCUUGUACCGACACCAAAGAAAAUAAAAAUAGGUCCAAAAACGGUGAAUUGUAUUUUUAUUGGGUAUGCACAAAAUAGUAGUGCUUACUGGUUUUUAGUGUACGAUUCGAAUAAUCCGAAUGUACAUAAAAACACAAUAAUUGAGUCAAGGAAUGCAUCAUUCUUUAAAGACGUAUUUCCAUGCAAGUCCAACGAAGGACCUAGCACGUCAAAACGAACAUUUGACGUAGCUAUGGAAAAUACUAGCGAGUGAUCCGGUGAAGAACCCGAACCGGCAAACGUGCUAGAGUUGAAAAAUCCUUCGGACCGGAUUUUCUCACAUACUUGGUGGAAUUCGAUUCUAAUAUUCUAACUUGUAUGGUAGAAAAUGAACCGGAUUUUCUAACAUGUUUGGUAGAAAAUGAGCCACGGACUUAUACGGAAGCCGUGACGUCUACCGAAGGACCAAUGUGGAAAGAAGCCAUCAAAAGUGAGGUGGACUCUAUCCUAAAAAAUCACACAUGGGAAUUGGUUGAUCUCCCUCAGGGAUGUAAACCUUUGAGAUCCAAGUGGAUUUUUAAACGUAAAAUGAAACCGGACGAUUCCAUUGAAAAGUAUAAGGCUAGACUUGUAAUCAAAGGAUACAAGCAACGUGAAGGCCAUGAUUACUUUGACACGUAUUCUCCUGUGACGAGAAUAAAUUCCACUAGGAUGAUACUAGCGAUUGCCGCUUUGCGGAAUUUGGAAGUUCAUCAAAUGGACGUAAAAAUCGCUUUUCUAAACGGCGAUAUAGACGAAGAAAUCUAUAUGGAACAACCCGAGGGUUUUCGUGUUCCAGGCCAAGAAAAGAAGGUUUGUAAAUUAAUUAAAUCAUUGUAUGGAUUGAAACAAGCCCCUAAACAGUGGCACGAAAAGUUCGAUCAUGCAAUGUUAAUUAAUGGGUUUAAAAUAAACGAAAGUGACAAAUGCGUCUAUGUGAAAAGCACGGUAGACGGCUAUGUCAUUUUAUGUUUAUACGUGGAUGAUAUACUCAUCGUGGGUAGUAAUAAUCUAAUGAUUAAUUCUACCAAAAGCAUGUUAAAUUCUAAAUUUGACAUGAAGGAUAUGGGGCUGGCCGAUUUAAUCCUUGGGAUUAAAAUAAUUAGAGGACCUGAUGGCCUGACGCUAAGCCAAUCCCAUUACGUUGAUAAAAUCCUUAAUAAAUUUAAUAAGGAUGAUUAUCAAGAGGCAAGGACGCCAUUAGAUAAAAACGUACACCUGACCAAAAAUCGUGGAGAGUGUAUUUCUCAAAUAGAAUACGCUAGGAUUAUUGGCAGUUUAAUGUAUCUAAUGAGUUGUACCAGGCCUGAUACUGCCUUUGUGGUUAGUAAGCUAAGUAGAUAUACUAGCAACCCCGGUGAUGAACACUGGAAGGCAAUAGUAAGAGUUUUUAGGUACUUACGAAAAACCCAAAAUCUUGGACUGCACUAUGGAAGAUAUCCAGCUGUACUCGAAGGGUAUAGCGACGCUAGUUGGAUAUCUGACAUUAAGGACUCAAAGUCCACAAGUGGAUAUGUUUUCACUUUGGCAGGUGCAGCCGUGUCAUGGAAAUCCUCGAAACAAACGUUAAUAGCUAGAUCCACAAUGGAAUCUGAGCUAAUAGCCUUGGAUAAGUGCACUGAAGAGGCUGAAUGGCUACGCCAUUUUCUCGAGGACAUUCCAAGUUGGGAGAAGCCUGUCCCUCCAAUAUGCAUACAUUGCGAUUGUCAGGCAGCAAUUGGAAGGGCACAGAGCAAUCUCUAUAAUGGUAAGUCUAGACACGUUCGUCGUAGACAUAACACCAUUAAACAACUCCUCACAACGGGUGUUAUCACUGUUGACUACGUAAAGUCAAAGGAUAACAUAGCGGAUCCGCUAACCAAGGCAUUGGCUAGAGAAUUGUUGGAGAAGUUGUCACGAGGAAUGGGAUUAAAGCCCGUGAAUUGAAAAGUUCUAUAGUGGAUACCCAACCUAGUUGGUCCUAGGUUCAAAUGGGAGAAUUAAAUUAUAGAGCGAAGGAUGGUCAUUGUGGGGGUCCCGGACUCCUACCCACUCCUCGUUGAAACAGUGACUCCCGCACGAGGUUAGCAAAAACGUUUGCUUUAAUGAUUCUAAAAAUGUUGAUCUACUCGAUAACAUUGGAAGAGUAUGCGGGAUACUCGUGAAAGAAUCACCUAUGUGAGAGAGAAGAGGGCCGCUUCAAAGGAGAACUGUAAACGCCCAGUUCUUUAGAAACUCUUGCAGAACCAAGACGGUGACCCAUGGCCAAAACGGGCACACCCAUGAGAACGGAACAAAAUUGGAAGGUUCUUGUGUAAAGAUAAGUCAAUGUUUACACGACGGCAGUAUAGUUCAAGGACAUCGAGUCUACUAGACAGCCAGUAAAUAAACACGUCUUUACAGCGGAAGGUUCAAAGGAUUAAACCUACCUCUCCGUGUGCAGGGAUCAUCCGGUGAACACAACGUGUCCUCCUAUCUUCAUGUCUUUUUUAAGUCUCGAAAAUCAAUUUUCAUUCAUCUGGGGGAUUGUUGGAAAAUGUGUUAGUAAAUUGCAUUAAAUGGUCAUUUUGGGGCAAUUUUUUGAGUGGGGUCCACUUCCGAUUUGGGUCGGGUCAAAGUGGUUUCGGAUUGUCCUUGUUAAGGGCUACAAUUCGAUACGUGGUACACUCAAAACGGAUAACGGGUGAAUGAGAUAUCGAUUUUCGAAGUUUACCCGUUGAAAUGGAGCAGCAGCCGGCUGCUCCAGCAGCCCACUGUCGGCAGGACAGUCCGCAGCAGCCUGCUGUCGGCAGGACAGUCCGCAGCAGCCUGCUGCUGAGACGUCUUCCGCAGCCUACUACUGGGACGUUACAACGCCAUAAAUGUUCAACGUUCUUUUGCAAUAAAUGGACGGUUUUCUGGACUAGAAUCAAUGCCAACGUGCUGGACAUUGAUUACCAACGUUCAUAUCCAUUAAACCUCCAUUAAACACACAACAAAUCUUCCCUAUAAAUGGCUGCAGGUGGUUUGCAACAAUACACAACACACAAUACGAACUUCACGUGUUUUCUAGAUCAAAUACACCUCCAGUCACUCUGAAAAAUUCCUAAGUGUUCUUACUUUGUUCACGUUCGUUGGAACUUUAGUUUGAGUGCUAAACUAUUGUUCGAAGUCAUCGUAUCCUGGGAAACGAUCGUUGCAACGCUCCUAGCACCCCGGGAGGCAACGAAUACAUUUUAAGGAAAUCGUGCGUAGCACGAGCUUUGACUUAUUCUGCUUCAUCUCAUUUCUUGGUUUUCCUUUAAGUCAUUUUAUUUAAUUUAAUUAAUUUUAUUAAUUAUUUUCUUAGUUUUUCGAAACACACCCAACACAAAUUAAAUACAUUCUCACCAAUUUAACAUACCCAGCAAUCUAACAUUCUCAUGGUAACAUGACAUUCCUUGAAUCAAACGAGCCCUAAAUGUUUCCAUCUCCUCUUCUCUAUCCUAUCAUUUUUAGACUUUUCUUUACUUCCACAAAAUUCCCCUCCUUUUCUUGUCCUCUAUUAUCCCACCUUUCUCAUACUCACAUCUCCUUACCUACUUUCUAUUUUCAUUUUUUUCAAAUCACAUGUAAAUUGGUCACACUGACAAUUACAACAUUGGUUUACACAUUUACGGGCAACUAUUAUCUUAGUGUGAAAAUUUCAUCACAAAACACAAAUUUUAUUCACACAAACAAUCAAAUUUGAUCACAUAAACAACAGUUGUUUGUGAGCAAUGUUGAUUUGCAUGCAUAUAAACAACUAUUGACUGUACACACAAACAAUGGUUUGCACACCACAUACAUUUAUAUGUCAGUCUACUUUUGGCGCUAAAACCAAUGUUUGGGAACAUACAUCAUGAUUUCGGAACUUAACGUUUUAUGGAUAAUUUUUGCAACACCGACGAUAAUGCAAUUUUAUUUUUUUGAGCCACCCUUAAGCUUCUUAUUUCAAAUGCAUCUAUUUCAAGUUAUCACUUUGAAUUCAACUAUUCUGUCUAAGUUAGUUUCUAAUUCAAACAAGGUCCCCUAUUUAUAUAUUACAGUCAACAUUACCCCGCUCCAUUAAGUUCACCUUUUGAAUUGUACAAGUAAUGAGGUCCAUUUUUGCAACAAUCCAACAAGAUCUUUGAAAACCUCUAGACAUGAUUGUGAACUAACACUUUCACACACACACAUUUGUUUAGAUAAGAAGUAGAUUGUAUAGAGAUGUGUGAGUGAAUUAAUGCAUUCAAUUCGAGAUAUAAGAGUUCUAAAUUUGGGUGGCUUGUGCAGAUAAUUGUAGAAAUCCCUUACUUUGACACCAUCACCAAAUAGUUUAUUAUUCUUUUUUUUAAUUGUAUUAAUAAAAAGUUAAGCAUGUAUAGAUAAAUCGAAAUUGCAUACUUGAGCAUCAUUCAUGUACUAAAUGUCAUUUAUAAUGUAAAUGAUGUUUUAAUUUUUGUGUCUAACAUGAAGCGCUUUUAUAUAUGCUUUAACUUUCGUUCAUAUACUGUUUAUAGUACCAGGAAAGUGUUAUUUAUAUACAAAAAUGUUUACAAUUUUGAACAUUUUUCCUCAAAAAAACAUGUUACUCCCAAUGACAUUCCAACACUUUGUAUGAGGUUUGAGGUGCUGAUGAUUUGUUUGAUGAAUAAAUAAUUUGUAUGAGGUUUGAGUUAGACCAUAUAAUGACUCAUCUUUAAGUUUUGUGACAGACAUUGUUGGGAGCAGGUAGCGAUACAACUGUAACUUCAUUGACAUGGGCUUUGUCUUUGGUCUUGAAUAAUGAGGAUGUGUUGGAAAAGAUCCGAGAUGAGUUGGACAUGCAUGUAGGAAAAGAAAGGCUAGUCAAUGAUUCUGAUAUAAACAAUUUGACUUAUCUUCAAAACGUGGCCAAAGAAACAUUACGUUUGUAUCCAGCAGGACCUCUCUUGGUACCCCAUGAGGCUCAACAAGAUUGCAUAAUAAACAAGUACCAUGUUUUCAAGGGCACACGUUUAUUGAUAAAUGCUUCAAAGAUCCAUCGUGACCCAAGCUAUUGGACGAAUCCUGAUAUAUUCAAACCAGAGAGAUUCUUGACAAAUCAACAUAACGAAAUUGAUGUGAGAGGCAAACACUUUGAACUACUUCCCUUUGGAAGUGGAAGGAGAAUAUGUCCUGCGAUUUCUUUUGCCCUUGAAACUGUGCAAUUAGGAUUGGCUAACAUUAUUCAGGGGUUUGAUGUGAGAAGACCUUCAAGUGACCUCAUUGACAUGUCUGAAGCGAUUGGACUAAGUGUCACAAAAGUGACUCCCCUACAAGUUCUCAUCACUCCACGAUUGCCUUUUCAUCUCUAUCUUUGACAAAGUUUCAUAAUCUACAAUAAUGAUAAACUAAAUGAAAUUACUAAAAACGGAGUACACCUAGUUUAGCAUGAGCAUUAAGUUUGCUUUUGAUUGAUUUGAUGUAAAAUAAGUAUUUGCAUGCAUGACAAUAUAAUGUAAGCUUUGUGUGUGAGUGCAUAAUCAAGCAAAAUCACAUGGGAAAGAAAAUAUGACUAUUAUAUUUUGUCUUUGAAUAUCUAUGUAGGACCUCAUUCAAUUCGUAACAAGUUUUGGCUAGAAAAUAUGAAUCGGUU